CGACAAUCACUAAUUUUUCGUCGGUGUAGCUCAAGCUCAUCUAAUGUAAGUACUACGUACCUAACCUUCGUCUAAUGCUUUCAUAGACAGCAAUGGAAUUGGUGAUCAGGAAGCUCGUCCAAUAAAUAAAGCAGGAUGACGGCGGUUGUGAAUAAUGCAAAUGCUAUCAUCGCGGACAGCGCAGUUGUGUGCGCAGAGGCCAUCUUGAUUGGACCGCACCACAUCGAAAUUGGCGAGAGCUGUAUUUUUCAUCCCGGCAGCCGCGUAGAGGCGAUUUCGGGUCCGAUCUUCUUCGGGCGCGACAAUGUCGUUGAGGAAGGUGCCCUGAUUCGCAAUGGGAAUCAGGAUCUCGCGAUGCGAAUAGGGAACGGUAACCUGUUUGAAGUGCGAAGUCGGGCAGAGAAUCUUGUUGAAGUCGGAAACCGUAAUAUUUUCGAAGUCAACUCAAGUGUCGUAGCGAAACCACAGGGACGGCAGGACCAGAUUGGUAAAGGCAGCCUCUGGUUACCAUCGAUGUUGCUGUCUCGUGUAGGAUCGGGCUGCAUUAUUGGCGCGAAUGUUUCGAUUUCAGCGAGGUAUGCUGGCGCGGAAGGGGAGGGCAGAGAAACCAAACGGGACGACGGCACAAGAACAGCUGUUAGUCCUGACAACAAAAACACCAACCCCAACGCCGCGAGGCCAAUCGUCGUAGACGAUGGACUGAUUUUCCCGACGAACGCAUACGGGGAAGCAGUGGUCGGCGGUCGGACUGACCAUGCGACAGAUGUCGAAGCAGAGAGAAAUCACUCAAAAUUGAUAGAAGUUCUCAAAGAAAGUCUACCGAAAUUUCACCACUUGAGACGAACCGCGAGUCCUACAGGAGGUAGCACUCUCCAGCGAUGACACGUCAGAGCGAGA
Messenger RNA from Amoebophrya sp. A25, 897 nucleotides. The record is from the annotation of a GenBank genome assembly. Lineage: Eukaryota; Dinophyceae; Syndiniales; Amoebophryaceae.